AUGUCGUUGUUUCGAUUUAUGUGGCUUCGACGAUUUGUCCGGAGGCAUACCACACCAAUCCCAUACAGAAAAGCCAAUAAAUACAGAAAUUGGCUGAGUGUAGCGUACGCACUGUGUGCUUGGAAUAUGCUCGGCUAUAUCGUAUGGGUAUAUUCAAGUGGAAAAUUCACAAAGGAGUCAUAUGGGUUACAGAAUUCAGAAAUUGAUAUGCUAACGCCAGCUCAACAAUUUGCUUUGGCCAGUGGAAUUCAAAAAGCUAAAAUUAUUCGAAGCAGCAACAUCACGGAAACAGUGGACUUUAAAUUGGAAGACUUUGAGCAUUUGAAGAAGAAACCAGUAGAUCCUCUUGAUGAAGAUGACGAUGAAGACAAUGUUGCCUAAUUCGGUUUAGCAUGUGCCCGAUGUUUAAAUUAAUUUAAAUGUGUAAAAAAAUUUAGUCAAUGUUAGACUGUCAAAAGAUACAUACUGAAUUGUGUUUGAAUUGUUCAUCAUGAGUCGGUUAAUUGCUGUUGGCGACCACCACAAAUCAUACGAAAAGAUUUUUUUUUGCUAUAUGGAGUUUAAACCAUGGAAAACUUCACCAUUAAAAACCAUCUGAUUCAAAAAAUUACAACUGAAUUUUUACCCGGAACAUUAAAGUAUCUGGUAUUUUGUGUGAGACCAUUUAUUAUUAUUUUAUUCAAAUAAAAUCAACCGUCAUGGUUCAUUUUCAUAGAACUGAA
Messenger RNA from Sitodiplosis mosellana (orange wheat blossom midge), 722 nucleotides. RefSeq lists its product as uncharacterized. The record is from RefSeq and is a predicted model, not a curated record. Bases 1 to 381 code for a protein of 126 amino acids. NCBI's taxonomy places the organism in Eukaryota, Metazoa, Arthropoda, Insecta, Diptera, Cecidomyiidae. The transcript has 2 exons.